AAUGCAGUUAAUACAUGUAUACUAAUUAUAGAUGUGGUAUUAUCAUUAUUUAGUUUUACAAUGUUCUAAAGAAAGUCGCAUUUGCAUUGUUAGUUUUUAAUGCGAUCUGUGCAUUAUAUAUACACAUAGAUAUAAUAAAUAUAUUAAUAAGUGCUGCAUCCUUUAACAGAAUUUAAACAUCCGUGUCAAUGACUUGCAGUAUAUUAUAAUCAAAUGGUCAAUCGACCAAUAUCGUCAGCUUGAACCAUGAUUCUUGCAAUUUAAAGGAGUUCAUGCCAUCGAUUUAUUAGGUUGUAUCAUUAGUAGGAAAACUUGAUAUUAAUUUUAGUGUUUGAUGAAUGUUAAUAAGCAGUUCUCCUUUAAUGAGACAUAAACAACUCUGCGUUAAGGCGUAACUACAUGUAGUGGUAUCAAUAUUGGAAAUCUUACGGAUUAGAAAAUCAUUAUAGGAUUAGAAGAGCAGAAGAAUUGAAAGGAUCGAACUCGAGAUGUAUGGACAUAUACACUUGUGUAUAAAGGAAUUAGUACUAGAUAAGUUUGGACAAGAAGUAUGGGACAAUAUUUUGGAAAAGUCAGUAUUACACGAAGGUACGGAUUUCCUGGUAUUUCAAUCAUACCACGACGAUAAAACUUUUGCUUUAGUGGGAGCUGUGUGUGCAGUAUCAGGAAUACCGUUAGACACAGUAUUAGAAGUCUUUGGUGAAUAUUUUGUGCAGUACUGUUUUCGACAUGGAUACGAUCAACUAUUGAGAACACUUGGCAAAGACUUCAUAUCAUUUAUACAAAAUUUAGAUGCUUUGCAUGCAAAUUUACAACGCACUUAUUCUAAACUACGACCUCCAUCAUUCAGAUGUGAGCGAAAAGAUGCAGAUUCUGUUUAUUUGCAUUAUUUUACAGAAAGAACUGGCUUGCACCCAAUAGUAAAAGGUGUCGUAAAAGUUGUAGCAAGAGAAAUUUACAAUCAAGAAGCUGAAAUGGAAGUUAUAAGCAUAUCAAAACAACAAAUAGAAGGUGGACUUGACCAAGAACACGUGAUAUUCAUAGUUAAACUUAAAGACAUCGAUAAAAAGACGAUACCAGAUAACAGUUUGAAUGUUUUUCAAUCAAAUGGCAGUCAAACGUCUUUAAAUACUAGUCAUUUUUGUAAAGCAUUUCCAUACCAUAUUGUUUUUGAUGAAAAUCUUGAAAUCAAACAAUGCGGUGACAUGAUUCCAAAAAUAUUGCACAUGUGCUUGAAGGCAAAUACUUCAAUGACAACACUAUUUGAUAUAACCCAUCCUCCCAUGAAAUUCAAGCUUGAAAAUAUAUUGACGUUUAUCAACAGUGUAUUCUAUCUUGGAGUGAAGAAUAACAAAAGUGCAGAAACUAGACUUUUUCUCCGAGGUCAAAUGAUUUGGAUAGAUGAUUUACAUUUGAUGAUGUAUGUUUGUUCACCUCGACUUUCAAGUUUACUGGAGCUAAAACAACUCAAUAUUUAUUUGUCAGAUAUACCGUUGUAUGAUGUAACAAGGGAGUUAAUUCUUCUCAAUCAACAAAGAAUUGCUGAGAUUGACAUAGCGAAAAAACUGGAUGAAACGACAGCAGAAUUAAAGAUAACUUCUCGCCUUUUAGCAGAAGAAAAACAAAAGACUGACAAUUUGUUAUUUCAAAUGUUACCACAAAAAGUAGCUGACGAACUUAAAAAUGGCAGAACUGUUAAAGCUGAAAAGUUUGCCGAUGUUACUGUACUAUUCAGCGACAUAGUGACCUUCACUGAUAUAGCUGUAGCUUGUACACCAUUGGAUAUUGUCAGAAUGCUUAAUGAACUGUAUCAAAGAUUUGAUGCCAGAACAAGUGAACAUGACGUCUAUAAGGUUGAAACCAUAGGUGAUGCAUAUAUGGUAGUUAGUGGAGUACCAGAAGUCAAGAAAGUGCAUGCCCAGCCGGUUGCCAAAUUUGCUAUAGAUAUGAUAAAAGAAGCCAGCAAUGUGAAAUCACCAGCUACAGGAAAACCCCUACAAAUACGUGUUGGAAUCCACAGCGGUCCUGUAGUAGCCGGAGUUGUAGGUGUUAAAAUGCCAAGGUAUUGUCUCUUUGGUGACACUGUAAAUACGGCCUCACGUAUGGAAAGUCAUGGAGAACCUGGUCGUAUACAUAUAAGCCCGACAUCAUACAGUUUGCUCAAAGAUGAUGACUAUGUAUUCAGAGACAGACAAUGUAUAGAAGUAAAAGGAAAAGGUUCGCUACAUACGUAUUUCCUUGUUGGUGAAAAUGGUAGAUUAUUGUCAGAACCAGAAGAUGUAUUCCAUAAUCUUACAAUUUUGAAAAAAGACAUUCCAGUGAACGGAAGUGUGACUGAAACUAUAGGCUAUGAUAAUUAUAACGAUGAAAGAACACCCAUAAAAAUCAAUGUCGUAUUACAAGACAAUAAUCAGAUGCAUAGAAAUAAUAUCAACAGUGUUAAUAGAGAGAAUAAGAAUUUAAAAACGCAGUCCCGGUACAGCACCAUGUGUAAUGUUCUAUAAUGUGCUGUAAAUUGAAUAAUUCUGAGACUGUGAUCAAAAUUUUUGAAUAAAAUGGUGUUGUUAUCUUUG
This is a messenger RNA of Mytilus trossulus (common blue mussel), 2573 nucleotides long. Its product is annotated as guanylate cyclase soluble subunit beta-2-like. Gene Ontology annotation, cellular component: guanylate cyclase complex, soluble. Gene Ontology annotation, molecular function: guanylate cyclase activity; heme binding. The record is from RefSeq and is a predicted model, not a curated record. Gene Ontology annotation, biological process: response to oxygen levels; cGMP biosynthetic process. Lineage: Eukaryota; Metazoa; Mollusca; Bivalvia; Mytilida; Mytilidae. The transcript is spliced from 12 exons. The coding region runs from base 489 to 2504 and encodes 671 amino acids.